CGGAAUUUCUACGUAUAAACAGGUUCAGCCAAAUGGAAUUCUCAGUGAAGUUCUAUUAGCAGUUUAGCAGCUCAAGUUUUUUCUGGAACUGGGGCGACUGAGUCAACUCGUUCGCUGGGUCGUCUCAACUCUCAAGGCUUCCUUCGGCUACGAAAUACCCUUCUGCAUUGCGUUCUUUCUCAUCACCUCGCGCCAUUCGGAUCCAAUUUCAAACCAUGAGUUUUGUUUUCCGAGGAACUAGAGCUGAUAUAGAAUCUGGAUUUCCGGGUGUGAUCCCCGAACGUCGUGCUAUGCGAAUUCAUCCUGCACGACCUGUUAAUACCAAUUCUCUUGCUUUUCUUGUCACUGUUCUGUUGCUGUUUAUGAUUCUAAACUCUCAUCAAAUGUCACCUAAUUUUCUGCUCUGGUUGGUGCUUGGUGUAUUUGCAAUAGCAACUACACUCAGGAUGUAUGCCACCUGUCAACAACUUCAAGCUCAAGCACACGCUCAUGCUGUUGCUGCCAGUGGCCUUCUUGGUCAUACAGAGUUGAGGUUGCAUAUGCCUCCAUCCAUUGCACUUUCAACUAGAGGACGGUUACAAGGCCUCAGGCUUCAGCUUGCUCUUCUUGACAGAGAGUUUGAUGACUUAGAUUAUGAAACUCUGAGGGCACUGGAUGCUGAUAAUGUUCCUGAAGUUCCUUCAAUGACUGAGGAAGAGAUAAAUACUCUACCUGUUCAUAAAUACAAGAUGUCUGGGCAUCAAAGUACUGUUUCAUCAGCACAGCAAGCAUCGUGCUCGUCCCCAGUCGAGGAUAAGAAAAAGCAAGAAGCAGCAAACUUUGCAGUGUCAGCAAAGCUUGCAGACGAUGAACUAACUUGCAGUGUUUGUUUGGAACAAGUGAAUGAGGGAGAACUCAUUCGCAGCUUGCCAUGCUUACAUCAGUUCCAUGCUAGUUGCAUUGACCCUUGGCUUAAGCAGCAGGGGACAUGCCCUGUCUGCAAAUUUAAGGUUGGGUCAAGAUGGGAAAAUGAAGCUGGAGAAAUGGAUGCCUCUUACAUGGUUUAACAUUUGCGGAAAUGUUCAGUUUUCUUUAAUAUAAGAUGAAAGUAUAAGAUGAGUAUCAUGUGUAGGUGCGUAAAUAUUCUUUAAAGUGUUGUUUGGUGGAAACGCAAGUAUGUAACCACAUGUAAUGUAAUAAUUUUUGAAAGUAAAAUUAUACUCCGUAGUACAUAUGUAUCGGUGUAUGGUGAUUACAUAACACUGCCUUCUUAUUCCGUCUACCAAACAUCCUAAAAGUUUCUUAUUACGUGACGUAAGCAAUGCAGUUAAACUGAUACUUGAGGCCGUGAGGG
Molecule: messenger RNA, 1333 nt
Organism: Cuscuta europaea
Lineage: Eukaryota; Viridiplantae; Streptophyta; Magnoliopsida; Solanales; Convolvulaceae
Source: the annotation of a GenBank genome assembly